Mangifera indica (mango) is the source of this 668-nucleotide messenger RNA. RefSeq names its product trafficking protein particle complex subunit 4. The transcript has 4 exons. NCBI's taxonomy places the organism in Eukaryota, Viridiplantae, Streptophyta, Magnoliopsida, Sapindales, Anacardiaceae. Gene Ontology annotation, cellular component: TRAPP complex. Gene Ontology annotation, biological process: endoplasmic reticulum to Golgi vesicle-mediated transport. The coding region runs from base 151 to 576 and encodes 141 amino acids. The record is from RefSeq and is a predicted model, not a curated record.
UGCCAUCUUCAUUCACCUGACCAAGGAUCAUAACAUAUCUUACACGGUGGUUUAUAGAUGACAACUCCAUUAAAACGCCCCUGCCAUUCACGGUUUCAUUAAUGAUAAAAAUAUUAUAGACGUGGCGCUAUCAUAACCGAGCUCUCAAGAAUGGCUGCAAUCUACAGUCUCUACAUCAUUAACAAAUCGGGCGGCUUGAUUUUUUACAAGGAUUAUGGAUCAGCUGGACGAAUGGACACUAAUGAUAGCUUGAGAGUGGCCAGUUUAUGGCAUUCAAUGCACGCGAUCUCUCAACAGUUAUCGCCGACUACUGGUUGUUCGGGCAUCGAACUCCUUGAAGCGGAUACUUUUGAUCUCCAUUGUUUCCAAUCACUUACCGGGACAAAGUUCUUUGUGGUCUGUGAACCUGGAACGCAGCAGAUGGAGAGUCUUUUGAAAGUUAUUUAUGAAUUGUACACAGAUUACGUCCUUAAGAAUCCCUUUUAUGAAAUGGAGAUGCCCAUUCGAUGUGAGCUAUUUGACAUCUAUCUAACCCAGGCUAUACAGGAGGAACGUGUUGCCUUGUUAGGGCGAUGAAUUGUCCAUGAACAUUGAUCUCACUUACAAUAUUUUGUUAUGUAAUUUUGACUUGUUAUCUUUGCAAUAGCCAGAAACUCAAGCUUAGUUCA